AUGAGUCCCAGGAAAGUCAUUGAUAAGGAUAAACAUAUGAAAACCCAUUUCCCACUUGCAACUACCAAACAACAGUUGCCACUUGCAACUACCAAACAACAGUUGCCACUUGCAACUACCAAACAACAGUUGCCACUUGCAACUACCAAACAACAGUUCCCACUUGCAACAACUAAACAACAGUUCCCACUUGCAACUACCAAACAACAGUUCCCACUUGCAACUACCAAACAACAGUUCCCACUUGCAACUACCAAACAACAGUUCCCACUUGCAACUACCAAACAACAGUUCCCACUUGCAACUACCAAACAACAGUUCCCACUUGCAACUACCAAACAACAGUUGCCACUUGCAACUACCAAACAACAGUUCCCACUUGCAACUACCAAACAACAGUUGCCACUUGCAACUACCAAACAACAGUUCCCACUUGCAACUACCAAACAACAGUUGCCACUUGCAACUACCAAACAACAGUUGCCACUUGCAACUACCAAACAACAGUUGCCACUUGCAACUACCAAACAACAGUUCCCACUUGCAACAACCAAACAACAGUUCCCACUUGCAACUACCAAACAACAGUUCCCACUUGCAACUACCAAACAACAGUUCCCACUUGCAACUACCAAACAACAGUUCCCACUUGCAACUACCAAACAACAGUUCCCACUUGCAACAACCAAACAACAGUUCCCACUUGCAACUACCAAACAACAGUUCCCACUUGCAACUACCAAACAACAGUUCCCACUUGCAACAACCAAACAACAGUUCCCACUUGCAACUACCAAACAACAGUUCCCACUUGCAACAACCAAACAACAGUUCCCACUUGCAACUACCAAACAACAGUUCCCACUUGCAACUACCAAACAACAGUUCCCACUUGCAACAACCAAACAACAGUUCCCACUUGCAACUACCAAACAACAGUUCCCACUUGCAACUACCAAACAACAGUUCCCACUUGCAACUACCAAACAACAGUUCCCACUUGCAACAACCAAACAACAGUUCCCACUUGCAACUACCAAACAACAGUUCCCACUUGCAACUACCAAACAACAGUUCCCACUUGCAACAAACAUUAAAUGUAAACAUUUUGUUCUUGUUUUGGUUCAAAAUUAG
Molecule: messenger RNA, 1134 nt
Organism: Procambarus clarkii (red swamp crayfish)
Lineage: Eukaryota; Metazoa; Arthropoda; Malacostraca; Decapoda; Cambaridae
Product: mediator of RNA polymerase II transcription subunit 15-like
Source: RefSeq, a predicted model, not a curated record